Molecule: messenger RNA, 1335 nt
Organism: Penicillium cinerascens
Lineage: Eukaryota; Fungi; Ascomycota; Eurotiomycetes; Eurotiales; Aspergillaceae
Exons: 3
Coding region: 1-1335 (444 amino acids)
Source: RefSeq, a predicted model, not a curated record
AUGAAACGAUCCCGCAGAUCCGAGAGCCAGCAUCUCGACACAAAAACAGACUCUGACGGCGAACAAAAAGUCACAGACCUAGCCAGCUUGAAAGCUCCCGUAUCUCCACCGCAACGACGGGCUUUGCCGGUUACAAAGCAAGCGUCGAAGAAUAUUGUACCACGACCGCAACAAGACUCAUCAAACACACUUGCGGCUAUCGAAGCAGGCCAAGUCCAAGUUACUGACCACCUUGGCGUCAUCUCCGAAAAACUCAAGGAGUGUAUUCGCCCUUCAGGACUUCAGUCAACUCCUCGCCUUCCCAUGCAUGCAUGGUCAGACCUGUACCAUCGAAACACCCAUCCGGAAGGGCGUCAUUUUGUGAUUCACCAACAUGAUCACCCCAUCGCUGGUCCGCACUAUGAUUUGCGUUUACAGUUUUCAGAAACCAGCUCUGUGAGUUGGUCCAUCAUGUAUGGAUUGCCUGGAAACCCGAAUAGCGAGAGAUUGAAUCGGAAUGCAACUGAAACUCGCGUUCACUGUUUAUGGAACCAUCUCAUUGAAACCGCAUCUGAUAAAACGGGUAGCCUGAUUAUUUGGGAUACUGGUGAAUACGAAAUUCUACCGUAUCGACGAGAGAACUCUCUGCCGGCAACCGAUGAUUCGCAAUCGGGUGAGUCAGAUGUCUCUGCCGCGCCGGAAGAACAGGUUGCAGAGAGUCUGAAGCUGCACGAGGCUUUCAAGAAUCGCAAAAUCCGAAUCCGCCUACACGGCACACGUCUUCCAAAAAACUACACACUCCUCCUUCGCAUGGACAAAAAGACCGAUUAUACGCGUCCCAUCCGCCACGGCCCCAAACGCCGCAGACGCGGUGCGGAACCCAAACGUGCACCUCGAGCACCAUCGACGUCGGAUUCGGCUUCAGACUCACCUCCAUCUCCUGACCAGCACCCGCCUCGGGGAUCUUCAACGCCCCAUGAAACUACAGCAUCCAGCACAUUUAACCCAGAUAAGGGAAGCCACUCCGACGAUGAUGUCGACGUCACUAUCCAGAAAAACAAUGCCUACCCCGGGUCAUUCAACACAAUCGGCUCCAUCCACCAGCGACGCUGGUACCUCAGUCUGGAUCGAGAAAAUUCCGGUUUUGAGCACGUGGCACAUUUCAGUAACCGCAAGAAAAAGAAAUGGGUGCGGAAUUCGGGGCGGCAAGGAUUCCUCGGCUUCGAUCCCUUCUACGUGCGCGGGCCGGACGUCGAACGCAGUGUCGUGACUGGUCGUCUUGGAAGCGAUGUCAUUUCUGACGAGUGUGUGCAGGGGUUUCGGCCUAGGAAUGGGUGGAGACCUGUCCUUAAUUAG